AUUGUCAAAAUCAAAUUCAUAAACGUCAAAUUAACGUCAACAAAGGAGCAUGGGAAGUGGUGGUCUUUCACGUGUUUUUGUUAUUUUAAAUUGAUUCGUUUAAUGAUAAAUAAGUGAAAAUGAAGCACAAAAGGUUUGAAGAGAACAUAUUAGUCGAUGAAGCUUACACAAAUUACGGGUUAGCUGACAAAAAUGCCGAUACAAAGAAAGGGCAAGGUAUUGCGAAGCAUUUCGCUGAAACCUUAGAAUAUGAGGAUAAAAAGAAGUGGUAUCAUCAGAUGCCUGAAGAGCCAUCAAUAUCAAAGACGUUAACACAGGAUCAGAUUGAGGAGAUGAGGAAGGAGGCAAGCAGUGCCCUCCAUGGGGACACCAUGGCCUAUGAGACAAAGGCGAGCAGAAGUGGUUCGUCAGAUCACCAAUGGGCUCGCACACUGCUCAACAAAGGUGCCAUCGGGGACAGAGUGGCAGCCGCUACUAUAUUGAUUCAGGACAACCCUAUCUAUAACUUGACGGCGUUACGAAACAUGAUCAACAAUGUCAAACCAGCCAAAAAGAAAGAUGGAAUCAUUAUCAUAGAUGCGCUAUCGGAGCUUUUAAUAUCAGAGUUAUUGAUUCCGGAUAUCAAACUGCGUACCUUCGAGCAGCACCCUCUUGGUCACGUGGAUGAGAUGACAUCAGGCAACAAGCAGGCUCGCCGGAAUAUAUUGAAGCUGUGGUACUUUGAGGAUCAGCUGAAGGAGUUGUAUGGGAGUUAUGUGGAAGCGUUGAACAAAUUCGCCCACGAUUCUGUGGAGGCAAAUAAAGAGAAGGCGGUCAGUGCCAUGUCUUACUUACUGAUGCAUCACCCGGAGAGGGAGAAGAUGCUGUUAACAAAUAUAAUAAACAAGUUGGGAGAUCCAUCACAAUCUGUCGCCUCCAAAGUGAUCUACCAUCUCUGCCAGCUCCUGUUUAACCAUCCCAAUAUGAAGGCUGUUGUGUUAGCUGAUAUUGAGAAGAUGUUGUUCAGGACGAACAUAUCCCCUCGCGCUCAGUACUACGGAGUGUGUUUCCUCAACCAGUUCUACCUAGGCAAGGACGACUCCAAGAUAGCUGAGAACCUCAUCAGAAUAUACUUUUCUUUCUUCAAGGCUUCUAUUAAAAAGGGUGAAAUAGACUCCCGGCUAAUGUCGGCCAUACUAACAGGAGUGAAGCGCGCAUAUCCGUUUGCGAACAAAGAGCGCAUGGCGGAGAGUGCAUCCCACGUGGACCACAUACACCGACUCGUGCACCUCGCGGGCAUCAACGUCGCUAUACACGCCUUGGCGCUGCUCUUCCACAUAUCCGAUGCGUCACAGAGCACUGCUGAUCGCUACUACACCGCCCUCUAUCGCAAGUUGACAAAUGCGGAAAUCUUCAACACGACGCAUUCGGCUCUUCUCUUCUCCCUCAUAUACAAGUCGUUGAAGCAGGACAAGAAUAUACCUAGAGUGACGUCAUUCAUCAAGCGGCUACUACAGUUGUGUUGUUACAUGACUCCUGCGCAGAGCUGUGGGAUGCUGUUCCUCAUUUCCCAAGUUCUGAAGGAUGGAGAGAAGAAGGAGGCUGUCAAACUUGUCUGGACUAAGAGGGAGAUUAAAGAGGAAAUAAAAGAAGAAGUACCAGAAAUAGAAGACAGUCAGGAUGAGAGCGCAGAAGACACAGUGACAGAAGUAAACACGACGCUAAAUGACACGGCAGAUGAUGAGGUCAAGGUGGAACAGAAGAAAGUGGACCUUUUAAGGGGAGACAAGAAAGAUCUGUUAGAUGACGAUGAAGAAGAAUCGUACGUGGACCUCAAAAUCGAUGACCAGGGGAACAUAAGGCCUAAGAAACGUAAGCACGGGUCUGUUAUCCACGGAUGGUAUCACGCCAAGGUCAAAUCAGAGGUCACAGAGGAGAAGAAAGAUGAGGAACAGGAGAAAGAUACAGCCAAGAUACAGCUUAAGAAGACUGUUAAUAUGGAUAAGGAAAUAACGGAGUACAACCCGUCGGCUCGUAACCCAUCAUUCGCGGGCGCUCACCGCUCCGCCUACCUGGAGCUGGUGACCCUGGCCAGGCAUUUCCAUCCCACUGUCAAGCUGUUCGCGGAGAAACUUCUGCAAGAACAAAUAAUCCAAUACAGUGGAGAUCCGCUCAAGGAUUUCGCGGGAAUAAGGUUUUUGGACCGCUUCGUGUUCAAAAACCCGAAGAAGCGAGCCGACACACAGCAAGACGAUGGAAUCAAGAAAGUUAAAGGAUCCCAUCCUAAGUUUGCCAUCAGGAAGAAUUAUACUGCUAAAGGUCUUAAAAGUAUACCUGUGAACUCUGCGUCAUAUCUCAAUGAGGAUGCCAGCAAAGUGCCCGUCGACGAGCGGUUCCUAUACGAUUUUCUACAAAAACGUCGCAAUGCUGCGGAUGAUUCGGAUGACGAUGACAGUGAUGCUGACUCCGUGAACAGCGAGGACUUCGAGCAGUACCUUGACAGCGUCACUGGAGCUAAGGCUUUAGCCGAAUCAGAUGACGAGCUGGACUACCUAGCAGACAUGGCCGCUACUAAACAGAAGCGUGGCAACAAGAAGCUGGACGAUGAUGAUGAUAACCAGCUCGGCAGUGAUGAUGAUGAUGAUGAAGGUGAUGAAGCGCCUGCAGGCGACGAUGAUGGUGAUGAAGAGGAUGGAGAUAGCGAUGGAGAAUUGAAUAUCUCAGGAGAUGAGGACGAACCAGCGCUUUCUGGAGAAGAAGACGAACUGCUACUUGAAGACAGUGACGAUGACGAUGACAAAAUAGAUGUUCCUGGCACAAAGUCGAAGAAAGGAAAAGGCAAACUAAAACUAAAAGGUGGAGACGAUCUUGGUUCUCUAUUCGCUUCAGCAGAAGAAUUCUCAACAUUAUUAGAAGAGACAGCUACUAACAAAAAACAAGGGUCAAGCCAAGCCGUAGCUAACACAGACAAUGCAAGCUCAAAACAAUUAGCCUGGGAAGACAAUAGAGACCGAUGGAUUAAGGGCUACAACAGAAAAAUACUAGGAAACAAAUCAAAUAGCAAAAAAUUCAAAAAUAAAAAGGGUAACUUCAACAAAUCAGAUAAUAAAAGCAAACCCAACAAAAAAGGUUUUAACAAAAUGGCGGAUAAAGGCGGGAAGAGAAAAGGCGCGAAAGUCAACGGUCCCGGAGGCAAAAAGAAGAAAAUGAAAUAAAAGAUUUGCUUGUAAAUUAAAUAAAUUGUUGCCUAAAUUUCUUGUUGUCUUCUUGUUUGUAAUAAAUAUUUCUACUUUAGAAA
This is a messenger RNA of Spodoptera exigua (beet armyworm), 3277 nucleotides long. The record is from the annotation of a GenBank genome assembly. Lineage: Eukaryota; Metazoa; Arthropoda; Insecta; Lepidoptera; Noctuidae.